Molecule: messenger RNA, 2874 nt
Organism: Folsomia candida
Lineage: Eukaryota; Metazoa; Arthropoda; Collembola; Entomobryomorpha; Isotomidae
Product: sodium-dependent nutrient amino acid transporter 1
Exons: 20
Coding region: 733-2634 (633 amino acids)
Biological process (GO): sodium ion transmembrane transport
Cellular component (GO): membrane
Molecular function (GO): L-amino acid transmembrane transporter activity
Source: RefSeq, a predicted model, not a curated record
UCUAGCGAUUUGUGCAGGAUUACGUACAUUAUUCCCAUUAUUCUGUUCCUUUUAAACUACAAAACAAAAAAAGUGGUAAAACCUGAGGCAUGAUUAUUAUAUCACACAGACAGCCAGACACUUGACUAUCUUCUAAGAAUAAAAAUUGCCAUUGAGCCAGGAGUGGAUUGAAUCGUUUACAAGUGAUCUUGUAAUUUCAUUGAUGCAAUUUCCUUCAUUUUUUAUCGUCAUCCAAUGACCACUCUCUACGGAGUAAUAGUGACGUAUUAGCAAACAUACUUAUGUACAUAGUUGUGCAUGAGAAGAAAAAAAAAAUACAUGGAUAAACUUGGUAAUAAUUCUGUGAAUUUAUUUUCGAGUUGAUUUGCCAAGUCAAUUGUUUCUCUGCGUUUUUGCAAAUAUAAAGCUGGUGCUGGACUUUGUUAAAGUCCAGCUCUGAAUACAAAGGACAUAUCUACAUGCAGAGUUGCAGAGCGUCAAAUCCAGUUCUAUGUAGCUUAUCUGGUAGCUUAUGCGCACAUAUAGAUUAAUCGUACAACGGGAUAUCAUUUGAUGGUGGAUGAAGCUAAAGUUGUAAAAAUAAAGAAUUGUAGAUUCAGUACCGCUUUGGCGUUCCGAAAGAGUUAAAGUGCCUUGUAAAAUACUUGUUCAAAGUAACAAUUAUUGUUUCAAAAAGUGAUUUAAAACUUUUCAUUCAACUACAUAAGAAUAAGGACGUUUCCAAUCAAGACGAUGAGUGACAGCAGUAGCAACAAGAUUUAUCCGAAAACGGAUAUCGACCACGGGCAUGAAAACAAUGGAUACAUAAAUGACGAGCGACCGGGCGAGGGGGCUAAAAGCAACUAUCCUUCAACGUUGCAGCCAGAACACAUAACUAAUUAUGAUGAAAUUUCAAAGCCAGCAACGGUGUGGAGUAGUGAUCCGACGAACCUCGAAUCUGGUCCAGGUGAUGGAAAGAAUGACGGUCGUGAGACCUGGGAUAAUCCGAUUGAAUUCCUUUUAUCCUGUAUUGCGAUGAGCGUCGGCCUCGGAAAUGUGUGGCGUUUUCCUUUCACAGCUCUCAGUAACGGAGGCGGAGCUUUCUUAAUCCCGUACCUCAUCGUACUCAUCGUCAUUGGAAGGCCAAUCUACUACUUGGAGAUGUGCAUGGGUCAAUUUUCACGUUAUGGUCAAGUGAAAGUCUGGAAUAUGGCACCCCUCUUCAAAGGAAUUGGCUACGGCUCUAUGAUCGGCACCAUUUGCGUGGUGUCCUAUUACUGCAGCAUCAUGGCCGCUACUGUGUUUUAUUUUUGUGCGUCCUUUCAAAAAAAUCUGCCUUGGGAUUAUUGUCAAAAGAGCUGGGCUGGAGAAUUAAUUUGCAACGACGACGGAACUCUAAAUGCCACGUAUAAUGUGAAAAAUGAAACAAUUGCGUCUCUUUAUUACUAUAACGAAGUUUUUCCUCAGAAGGAUGAUAUUUCAGAUGGGCUAGGGAAACCGGACUGGAGGCUGUCACUGUGCUUAUUAUUUUCAUGGAUUUGCAUCUUCUUGUCUCUUUGGAAGGGCGUUAAGUCAUCGGGGAAAGUCGCAUAUUUCACGGCUAUUUUUCCAUACGUCGUUCUCAUAAUUUUGCUCAUUCGUGGGGCUACAUUAAAAGGGGCAUGGAAAGGGAUUAAAUACCUUAUUGAACCUCAAUGGGAUAAGCUGUACGAUCCAAAGGUUUGGUAUGCGGCCGUGGGACAGUGUUUUUUCUCCCUUUCUACAGGAUUCGGGCCCAUAAUAAUGUUCUCCAGCUACAACCCAUUUAGUCACAACGUUUACCGAGACGCUUGGGUAAUCAGUUUUAUGGACACUUUCACCUCGAUUUUAGCAGGAUGCACAAUAUUUGCCGUUCUUGGCUAUCUAUCAGAAGAGACUGGGAGACCAAUUAGCGAAGUUGCGGGGUUUGCAGGACCUGGCCUAGCCUUCGUCUCUUAUCCUGAAGCGAUCGCACAGUUUACCUUUGUCCCACAGCUGUUCGCCGUCCUAUUCUUUUUGAUGCUUUUCACAUUAGGAAUUGGUUCCGCAACGUCGUUAACUGGUGGCAUCAUUACCAUAAUUUGUGACCAGUUCAAAUCCUUCAAAAAAUGGCUUGUAACUCUAGUCGUUUGCAUAGUUGGCUUUUUCUCUGGUCUGAUGUUCGUAACGGAGGGAGGUGGUGCCAUGGUGGGGCUGAUUGACCACUUUGGAGCUAGCUUCGUGAUCUACCUUAUGGCGAUGCUGGAGGUUGGGGCAGUCGCGUGGGUCUACGGACUUAACAGUUUCUGUAAAGAUAUCGAAUUCAUGCUGAAGAUUAAAGUGGGAUGGUAUUGGAAGAUCUGUUGGGGGUUUCUCAUCCCAGUGGGUUUAUUUGUUAUAUUUGUCUACGCCAUGGCCACACAGGAGCGAAUGGUGUACGGAGAGGUGCCUUACCCCACAAGUGCGGUCGCGUGCGGCUGGACGCUGGCUGCGGUAGCUUUAUUUGUUGUUCCAGGGUUUGGACUUCACGCAAUAUACACUAGAAAAUCUGUUGGAUUGUAUGAGAAAUUCAAGGAAUCUUUACUACCCACGAAACAUUGGGGUCCAACGGACCCUGUUCUGCGACAAGAAUGGAUUGAAUUUAAGAAAACGGCUUAAACAAUUAAUCUGUGAUAUAACUUAAAUGCCACAAAAAUGAAAACUGUAUCAUAAAUUUAAAUAUGUUUAUCCGAAUUAUUUAAUAUCUAACUAAUCAAAUAUUCUUACGUUAUUUAACUUAUAUAAAACUAGUAUCUUGUUGUUAAAUUAAUAUUACACAAAACCUACCAUGUAACCAUCAGAUAAGGGUACACGCAGACAGUAUUGAUAAAAAUAGUAAACACGUCCAUAAAUAAUGAG